Molecule: messenger RNA, 801 nt
Organism: Rosa chinensis
Lineage: Eukaryota; Viridiplantae; Streptophyta; Magnoliopsida; Rosales; Rosaceae
Exons: 3
Coding region: 1-801 (266 amino acids)
Source: RefSeq, a predicted model, not a curated record
AUGGGGAUGGUAGUCUGGUACAGCUUGUCAGCAAAAAUUGAAAUUUCGAGUUCAAGCCUCAAAGCCUUGGAAGUUAUCAGUUUUGCGGAGCGCCGGACUAGGCUUCAAGUGGAAGCUAUGAAUCUUGAAUCCCUUGGAGUUGGUGGUAAAGCGGAUAAGGCGCGGUCUUGUUCUUGGUACGACAUUGAUUUUGCAUCUUGUGGGCAGCUUAGGAAUUUAGAGUUGUUUGGUGCAAUCUUUAAAGGUGUAUGUGUCAAAGAGUUCAGAUCACGAUUUCCACUUCUUGAGAGUUUGAUCUUUUAUAGUUGCUACUUUGGAGAACAUAUCGAGCUCGUUAGUCAGCAUCUGAAACGCUUUGUUCUGGGCCGAUGCAAGUCUAUUAAGAAUGCCAUAAUUGAUACUCCAAAUCUAAGAUCAUUUUGGUUCGAUGGUCCGACAGACAAGUGUACCUUUUGUGUCGAUGCUCCAAAGUUGUCCAAGACUACAAUCAUAACUGGUGACGAUUGGUGGCCUUGGAAUUAUUCUAUCUGUAACUUUCUUGCAAAUUUGGCUUCCUCAGAAAAAGUGACUCUAUAUGCAGAGUAUCCUCCGGUGUAUAUGUGUAUUCAAUUGUUCUCAUCAUCACUCCUGAUUCCUGAACAAUAUACUUAUUGGCGUCCACCAUUACCUAGUGUCAAGCAUCUGGAGUUUGAGGUUGCCCUGGAUUUGAAAGAACCUAGCUGUGGGAUGGCAACUUUAGGGGACGAUCGAGGUGGUGGACUGGUGGUGUUCAAUUUCUGCGUAGACAGAGCAAUGUUUUGA